Molecule: messenger RNA, 1062 nt
Organism: Phoenix dactylifera (date palm)
Lineage: Eukaryota; Viridiplantae; Streptophyta; Magnoliopsida; Arecales; Arecaceae
Product: bidirectional sugar transporter SWEET17-like
Biological process (GO): carbohydrate transport
Cellular component (GO): membrane
Molecular function (GO): sugar transmembrane transporter activity
Source: RefSeq, a predicted model, not a curated record
UGGACGGAAAAGCUUGUCCCAAAUGCACAGAAUUUUCGAUCAUGAAUGGCAGAUUAGAGCACGUUCUUCUUAUCUCUCCCUCCUCCUAUUAGUUAACCCCAAGCCCAGACUUCUCCUGCCAGACUCUUCUCAUCAUGGAAGCCCUUCUCUUCUUCAUUGGAUUCGUUGGUAAUGUCAUCUCUGUCUUGGUCUUUGCCUCGCCCAUCAAAACAUUUUGGAGAAUAGUUAAAAGUGGAUCAACCGAAGGAUUCGAGCCGGCUCCCUACGUCGUCACCCUCCUCAGCUCCUCCUUAUGGGUGUACUACGGGAUCACAAAACCUGACGGCUUCCUCGUUGCCACCGUUAAUGGGGUGGGCAUUGUUUUGGAGGCUAUCUAUGUCACCUUGUUCCUCAUAUAUGCGGCUCCAUCUCUGAGGGCUAAGACGGCUAUUUUGGUGGCACUCUUGGAUGUGGGAAUUUUUGGGGCGGUGGUUUUAGUUACAAGGUUGGUGGUGAUCGAGGAGACCACGAGGGUGAUAGUGAUCGGAGCCAUCUGUGCGUGUCUCAACGUAUUUAUGUAUGGAUCUCCGCUCGCCGCAAUGAAAACUGUCAUCGCCACGAAGAGUGUGGAGUAUAUGCCUUUCUUCCUCUCCUUCUUUCUCUUUCUAAAUGGUGGAAUCUGGACAGUUUAUGCCGUGCUUGAUAGAGAUAUUUUCCUCGGAAUACCAAAUGGAAUUGGUUUCUUCUUGGGCACCAUUCAGUUGGUUCUCUACAUGAUCUACAUGAAUACAAAGGUGUCAAAACACUCAGGAGAGGCAGUCGAAGGACGAUCGCAACAGCAGCGGCUCCUCGAGCCAGAUGGUGCAUGCAGGCAUGAUGAAGAAGAAGGCCAGACCUAGAAGGCUUUAAGCUUCCAUUUGAUUUCAAUAUUUAUCUUUUAUUUUAGGUGUGAAGGGAAUAAGAAUUUAGUUAUUGGAUUUGCUCUUGUUAAAAAUUUAAUGUGGGUUGCUAUGAUUGACGCUGUUAUAUGUAUUGUAGAAAGCAUCAACAAAUAAAAGAUUUUCCCUUUCUUCAUUGACAAAA